Messenger RNA from Cynocephalus volans (Philippine flying lemur), 303 nucleotides. Its product is annotated as non-histone chromosomal protein HMG-14-like. The record is from RefSeq and is a predicted model, not a curated record. Lineage: Eukaryota; Metazoa; Chordata; Mammalia; Dermoptera; Cynocephalidae. Gene Ontology annotation, biological process: chromatin organization. Gene Ontology annotation, molecular function: nucleosomal DNA binding. Gene Ontology annotation, cellular component: nucleus; chromatin. Bases 1 to 303 code for a protein of 100 amino acids. The transcript has a single exon.
AUGCCCAAAAGGAAGGUCAGUUCAGCAGAAGGGGCAGUGAAAGAGGAGCCCAAGAGGAGAUCGGCGAGGCUGUCAGCUAAACCUGCUCCUGCAAAAGUGGAAACGAAGCCAAAAAAGUCAGCAGCAAAGGAUAAAUCUUCAGACAAAAAAGUACAAACAAAAGGGAAAAGGGGGGCAAAGGGAAAACAGGCCAAAGUGACUAACCAAGAAACUAAAGAUUUACCUGCAGAAAAUGGAGAAACUAAAAAUGAGGCGCAUCCAGCCUCUGAUGAAGCAGGAGAGAAAGAAGCCAAGUCUGAUUAA